AUGAAUGGAGGAGCCGAUCUAAGGGGGUUCCUUGCACUCCUGGACCAAGAUUUGGAGGCAUCAUCGCUUGCAGGCUUCUUCGUCAAAGCCCUAGGACUUCAUCAUGUUGGAAGAUAUUCUCAGAGUGAUGAAAUCGCAGGCGAUGUUGUCGGCUUCAAUCUCUUUGGCCGCCAGUUGAUCGUUCUAAAUAGCUAUGAGGUCGCUAAAGACAUGCUUGGAAAUAAUGCAUCAAUUUACUCUGACCGACCUACCAUGGUUUGGGCUGGAAGGCUGUUAGGUGUCGAAGACUCCAGCGUUGUUCUUGCUCCUUAUGGGAUGGAAUGGAGAGAACGAAGGGCGAUGCUUCAUCAACUGAUGGCAAGGAAAUCAAUGACGCAAUUCCACGGGACCCUUUGGGAGGCUUGUCUGCGCAUACUCGCGGAUGCUCUCGAGAACCCGCUCACCUUUGAGGGCCGCCUGCGUCUACGCCUUGGUGGAGUGAUUCUCAAAACGACAUAUGGGAUUAAUGUUAAGGGCCCCGAAGACCACUAUUUGCAAAUUAUCGAGAAGUUCGUCAAGGCGCUCAAUUUUAAUUUUUUUGGGAGACAUCUGGUCGAUUUCUUCCCUAUCCUUGUGUAUGUUCCUCGUAGUAUUCCAUUCGCACAAUUCAAGAAAGAGGCAGAGUCCUUGGGCGCGAUUCGCAAAGAACUCCUGAAUCGAUCAUUCGAGUACGCAUUGUCUCAAGAGUCCUUAUCGCUUGUGAACAGACUGAUGCUUGCUGGGAAGAAUCCAGAUUCCGUGAAGCUGGCCACUGGCACCCUCUACACCGCUGGCGUAGAUACAACUCUUGUCGGGAUCAAAGCAUUUCUCACUGCAAUGAUGCUCAAUCCUGAGGUUCAGAAAAAAGCCCAGCAAGAAUUAGACGUCGUGCUUGGGACUUCGUCUAAGCACGAGGUGCUGCGCUUUCCAACUUUCGAUGAUCAAGACAAUCUCCCAUAUCUUAACGCUGUGAUCAAGGAAGUGCACAGAUGGCACCCUGUACUUCCCCUCGGAGUGAGUCAUGCCCCUGUUGAGGACGAUAUCUACGGAGGAUACUUCAUUCCUCGUGAUUCAAUCAUCAUGCCAAAUCAAUGGGCAAUGAGUAGGGACGAACGCCACUACCCAGAGCCGGAAGAAUUUAGGCCCGAACGGUUCUUAGGUGAUAGCCCUGCUCUCGACCCGAAGGAAUUCAUAUUUGGAUUUGGCAGAAGGCAACUAUUUUCUGCCGCUUGCACCGAUCUUCCCUAG
Cantharellus anzutake is the source of this 1266-nucleotide messenger RNA. RefSeq names its product cytochrome P450. Bases 1 to 1266 code for a protein of 421 amino acids. NCBI's taxonomy places the organism in Eukaryota, Fungi, Basidiomycota, Agaricomycetes, Cantharellales, Hydnaceae. The record is from RefSeq and is a predicted model, not a curated record. The transcript has 11 exons. Gene Ontology annotation, molecular function: iron ion binding; heme binding; oxidoreductase activity, acting on paired donors, with incorporation or reduction of molecular oxygen.